Messenger RNA from Sipha flava (yellow sugarcane aphid), 2492 nucleotides. It is a transcript of the gene Plap, whose product is annotated as phospholipase A-2-activating protein. The transcript has 11 exons. Gene Ontology annotation, molecular function: ubiquitin binding. Lineage: Eukaryota; Metazoa; Arthropoda; Insecta; Hemiptera; Aphididae. Gene Ontology annotation, cellular component: cytoplasm; nucleus. Gene Ontology annotation, biological process: ubiquitin recycling; proteasome-mediated ubiquitin-dependent protein catabolic process. The coding region runs from base 152 to 2467 and encodes 771 amino acids. The record is from RefSeq and is a predicted model, not a curated record.
AUUAACUUCGUAUCAGUACAUGAAUAAGCGGUUGUGCAUGUUAGUUACAAUUAAUUCGGUUAUUGCAAUCGUGUUCGGUUGUGCGUCUGUUUCCCUGCGUCGGCUUCUCGUGUAAUCAUCCGUUGUCGCAGUGCCCGAGUUUGCUGGCACCAUGGCUUACAAACUCAGCUCCGUUCUCUACGGACACGUAUUGGACGUCCGCUCACUGGCCACCACCAGCGACGGUUAUAUCGUGUCCGCGUCAAGAGACAAGACCGCUAAACUCUGGAGACCCAACAGUGAAAACGCUGGAUAUACAGAAGCUCAAACCUUUAAAGGUCAUACCAAUUAUGUAGUGUCCAUCGGAGUACUACCAAAAUCUAAUGUCUUACCAAAUGGUCUUAUUGUUACUGGCGGUAAUGAUAAACUUAUGUGUGGAUAUGUACCUGAAUCACCAGAACCAGUUUUUGUUGAAACUCGACAUACCAAUACAGUAUGCAAGAUCAGUCCUGGUAUAAUGGAAAAUACCCUCUUAUCUUCUUCAUGGGAUUCAACAGCUAAGUUGUGGAAAAUAACAGUAGACCCAGAUCGUACAUAUCAACCAGUAUUAUUAACAAUUUUUAAAGGACAUACAGCGGCAGUUUGGUCUGCUAUUCAACUUGCUUCGAAACAAAUUGUAACUGGUUCAGCAGACAAAACUAUUCUUAUACAUGAUAUUUUACCGGGUAACCCUGAAAAUUCUUCUGUUAUUGUAAAAAAAUUAACAGGUCAUACUGAUUGUGUAAGAGAUUUAUCAGUGUUAAUGUAUAAUGAAUUUCUAUCAUGUUCAAAUGAUGCUACUGUUAAACGGUGGAAUGCAGAAACUGGUGAAUGCUUAGACACAAUAUAUGGUCAUCCUAGUUAUAUUUAUAGUUUAAGUGUUUAUUGUGGCUCUGAUAUAUCAAAUUCAUUGGUGGUAACUGGUGGAGAAGAUAGGUACCUACAUAUUUGGCAAAGUGUAGAUCAACAAGUUAUAUUACAACCAGCGCAAAGUAUAUGGGCUGUUUCUAUUCUUCCCAAUAAAGAUAUUAUUGUUGGCUCUAGUGAUGGUUUAAUAAGAAUAUUCAGCGCUGACACUACUCGCCAAGCAACAACUGAAGCUCAGACAGCAUUCCAAGAACAAGUUGACAAUGUUAACCAGUUAGCAGAAAAAGAAGUUGGUGGUAUUAAAAUUGACAGUUUGCCAGGACCAGAAAUACUUUAUACUCCUGGUAAAAGUGAUGGCCAAAUAAUAAUGGUUAAUGAAAAUGGCAAGCCUAUUUGUUAUAAAUGGUUAUCAAAUGAAUCUAAAUGGGAUAAAAUUGGAGAUGUCUUAAGUGCAUCUAAUCCAGAUAAAAAUAUGCACGAGGGAAAGGAGUAUGAUUAUGUAUGGACUGUUGACAUAGAAGAUGGGGCUCCUUUAAAAUUACCUUUUAACAGAGAUCAAGAUCCUUGGGUAGUUGCCCAAGCGUUUAUACAUAAACAUAAUUUACCACAAUCUUAUUUGGAAACUGUUGCAAACUUUAUAAUUUCAAACUCUAAAAUUACUACCCCAUCCUUACCAACUAAUCAAGGUUAUAUAGAUCCAUACACGGGAUCUAAUAGGUAUGUACCACCAAGUAACAACACUUCAUCGUCUGGAACAAAUAGUCAAAAUAAUUUCACCGAACAGCAAAUGCAAUCAUCCCAGGGAUACAACACAUUUUUCCCUCAAACUAAUUAUUUGAAAUUUGAUCAAGCCAAUACUUCAUCUAUUUUAAGUAAAGUUCAAGAAUUUAAUAAAAAAAUAGAAUCUGUAAAUCAACUAAACCAAAGUCAACUUGAUUCUCUUCUAAAACUUUGUGAUGAAAAAACUACUCCUGAUGACCAAUCGGUGAAAAUUCUAAUUACUUUACUUGAUUGGCCCAAAGAUAUUUUGUUUCCUAUUCUGGAUAUCACAAGACUAGCAGUGCGCAAUAAACACACAAAUGAAUUACUAUGUACAAACAAUUUAAUUAUGAAUAAGUUAUUACCUCAUAUUUAUGAUAAUGGAAAUCCUACCAAUCAGAUGUUAGCAUUUAGGUGUCUAUGUAACCUUAUGCACCAUGAGAAAGGAGAACUGAUUGUAGUAAAAAACUACGAAGAAUUGUUAAAGUUAAUCCAAAACUUACCAAAUGAUUUACUUUCACACAAACAUCUUCAAAUUGCUGUAACUACAAUGAUUUUAAAUUUGAGUGUUAUGAUAAAACAAUCAGAAGAUGCCAUGGCUAUACAAAACGUAAAUGAUACUGCCAACAUGUUAUGUAUAAGACUGACUGAACCAGAAGCAAUGUUUCGCUGUUUUGUUGCAAUAGGAACUUUAUUAAGCUCAAAAUAUUCACCAACUUUGUCCAAACAAAUAAAAGAUUACAUUGCGUUAAUGGCAUCAAAUUCUGAACCAUCUAAAAUUUUAUCAUGCUGUAAACAUCUAAUGGCAAUUAUUGGAAAAUAAUUAAAAAUUAUAUUUAUUAUUAAUA